CCGUUUAUUGCAAUUUUGUCAACUCUGUACACCUUAUAACAACUCCAGGUUGAAUAUGCCAAUACUAAAAGUUUAUUGGUCGAUCAAUUGAAGUUUGCCUGUGUCUUUCAGAGGGAGAGAUGGAGGUGACACGGCGGAGAAGUGUAUUACAUUUUUUGAUCACGCUGGUGGUUCUUGCCGGAGCUGGGAAAGGUCAACUGGUUGAGAAUUUCUAUGCGGGAACCUGUCCGAUGGUGGAAGCGAUCGUGAGACAGACGGUGGUCACAAAGGUCGGCCAGACUUUUACAACAAUUCCGGCCACUCUUCGUCUCUUUUUCCAUGACUGUUUUGUUGAGGGAUGUGAUGCUUCGGUUAUGAUCUCAUCACCGAAUGGAGACGCCGAGAAGGAUGCGGAGGACAAUCUUUCGCUCGCUGGCGAUGGGUUCGAUACUGUUAUCAAAGCUAAACAAGCGGUUGAGUCUGUUUGCCCUGGUGUCGUGUCGUGUGCCGAUGUUUUAGCCAUUGCUGCUCGAGAUGUGGUGGCCCAGGCUGGGGGGCCUCUCUUUAACGUGGAAUUAGGUCGACGAGAUGGACUUAUUUCACAAGCAUCACGAGUCGUCGGAAACCUACCGGAUCCAACCUUCAAUCUCAUUCAACUCAACACCAUGUUUGCAAGAAACAACCUCACAGAACUCGACAUGAUCGCACUUUCAGGAGCCCACACACUUGGUUUCUCUCACUGCAAUCGUUUUGCCAAUCGUCUGUACUCAUUUUCACCGGCCUCCACGGUUGACCCUUCUUUAAAUCCCACUUACGCUCAACAAUUAAUGGCUGCUUGCCCUCAAAAUGUAGAUCCUAAUAUUGCUAUAGAUAUGGAUCCCGAAACUCCUCGGACUUUUGAUAAUGUUUAUUACCAGAACUUAAUAGCAGGGAAAGGUUUGUUUACAUCGGAUGAAGUUCUUUUUACAGACGCAUCGUCUCAGCCAACGGUUAAUGAUUUUGCAAACAGUCCAGGGGAUUUUAACGCGGCGUUUGGAACUGCUAUGAGGAAGCUUGGGCGGACUGGCGUCAAAAUCGGCAUCCAGGGGGAAAUAAGAAGGGAUUGCACAUCUUUUAAUUGAAUAAACUUGCCAAAUGUUCAAUUCCAUCCAGAUUUUGGUUAAGUAAUAUAUAUCAUUUAUACAAAGUGUUUUAGAUUCUUGAAGUAUUACAAUAAAUCUGAUAUGAAAGAGAAAGCUAAUAAGUCUAUGAAAUUUGAAUAAA
This is a messenger RNA of Lactuca sativa (garden lettuce), 1242 nucleotides long. Its product is annotated as peroxidase 51. Gene Ontology annotation, molecular function: peroxidase activity; heme binding. NCBI's taxonomy places the organism in Eukaryota, Viridiplantae, Streptophyta, Magnoliopsida, Asterales, Asteraceae. Gene Ontology annotation, biological process: response to oxidative stress; hydrogen peroxide catabolic process. The record is from RefSeq and is a predicted model, not a curated record.